Colletotrichum aenigma is the source of this 540-nucleotide messenger RNA. RefSeq names its product Exosome complex protein. Gene Ontology annotation, biological process: maturation of 5.8S rRNA; regulation of gene expression. The record is from RefSeq and is a predicted model, not a curated record. The transcript is spliced from 3 exons. The coding region runs from base 1 to 540 and encodes 179 amino acids. Lineage: Eukaryota; Fungi; Ascomycota; Sordariomycetes; Glomerellales; Glomerellaceae. Gene Ontology annotation, molecular function: RNA binding; DNA binding. Gene Ontology annotation, cellular component: nucleolus; exosome (RNase complex).
AUGGCAAUGAAGGAUAUGUCAAAUGAGCUCGACAAGCUCGAGACUCACAUCGACUCUCUCGAGGAUGCUCUUAAGCCCCUAGUCUCCGACCUGCCUCAAAUGUCCAGCGAGCUGCCCCUUCUCGACAAAGCGAAAAUGUUCGCCCUUACCGCCUACGCCAUCGAGUCCCUCCUCUUCUCUUCCCUCCGCCUUCAAGGCGUCGACGCCAAGGAUCACAAUGUCAUGACGGAACUGAAGCGGGUGCAGCAGUACUUUGGCAAGAUCAAGCAGGUUGAGGAAGCACAGAACCCCGCCCAGCGGACUAUGACUGUCAACACGGAAGCAGCGACGAGAAUCCUCAAGGCGGAUCUGGGCGACGACAAGGUUUUGAAGAAGAAGCUGGAGGAGAAGCUGGCUGAGGAGCGUGCUAAGGCGCUUCUCAACUCCAUGCAGAAGACAAAGAGACCGGCGCCAGACUCGCCGUCAGCCAGCUCCUCCGGCCCAGAGAAGAAGCAGAGGAACUCGAGGAGAAAGAGCUCCGGCAAGAAGAACAAGUCUUGA